GCUUCUCAACUGUGUUUCUGGUACGUACCCAUGGUGGGGUACGCUGUGCACUGAAACGAAUGUAUGUUAAUAAUGUGCCAGAUCUCAACAUAUGCAAGAGAGAAAUUACAAUUAUGAAAGAGUUAUCCGGGCACAAGAACAUUGUGAGCUAUUUGGAUUGUGCUGUUAACUCCAUAAGUGACAAUGUUUGGGAGGUUCUCAUCCUCAUGGAGUACUGCCGUGCUGGGCAAGUUGUGAAUCAGAUGAACCAGCGCCUGCAGACAGGCUUUACUGAGUCAGAAGUAAUGAGAAUAUUCUGUGAUACCUGUGAAGCUGUUGCCCGGUUGCAUCAGUGCAAAACGCCUAUAAUUCACCGGGAUCUAAAGGUGGAGAAUAUAUUGUUAAACGAUAGCGGCAACUAUGUUCUCUGUGACUUUGGCAGUGCCACUAACAAAUAUCUUAAUCCUCAAAAAGAUGGUGUUAAUAUGGUUGAAGAGGAAAUUAAAAAGUAUACAACGCUAUCGUACAGAGCUCCCGAAAUGAUCAAUCUUUAUGGAGGAAAACCAAUUACUACCAAGGCAGAUAUCUGGGCCCUUGGCUGCUUGCUGUAUAAACUCUGUUUCUUUUCCCUUCCCUUUGGAGAAAGUCAAGUUGCUAUUUGCGAUGGAAGCUUUACCAUUCCGGACAAUUCCCGAUACUCUCAUAGUAUACACUGUUUGAUAAGAUAUAUGCUUGAACCCGAUCAAGAACAGAGACCUGAUAUCUUUCAAGUAUCUCACUUUGCCUUUAAAAUUGCCAAAAAGGAUUGUCCAGUAUCUAAUAUUAAUAAUUCUCCUGUCCCUUCAACUCUUCCUGAACCCAUGACAGCUAGUGAGGCAGCUGCUAGAAAAAGCCAAAUAAAAGCAAGGAUAACAGAUACUGUUGGACCAACAGAAACCUCAAUUGCACCCCGACAAAGACCAAAGGCCAAUUCAAGCACUGCCACUUCCAGUGUGCUGACGAUCCAGAGCUCAGCAACACCAGUCAAAGUACAGGUUCCUGGUGAACUAGGAACCCCGCGACCAGGGAACGGACAGGAGAUCUUACAGUCCCAGGGGCACCCCCCGCAGCAGCACCGGGUCCUGCAGCAGCUGCAGCAGGGGGACUGGAGGCUGCAGCAGCUGCACCACUUGCAGCACCACCACCAGCAGCAGCCCCCCGUGCAGGAUGCCUACAUUCAGCAGUAUCAACAAGCCAUGCACCAGCAGAUGGUCCAGCAGCAGCUGUUGAUGCAGUCUGUGUACCAGCAGCAACCCUCCCAGUCUCCGUAUCCUGCUAUGGUGCAGCAAUAUCAGCAGGCUCUCCUACAGCAGCAGAUGCUUGCGCAGCAGCAGCAGCGGUCGCAACAGGCACAGUCUCCUGAGUAUAUCACUUCUCCACAAGACUUCUCACCAGCCUUAAUCUCCUACCCUGGGUCGCUUCCAGUGCGUGCUGGAACGGUGGCAGAUUCUCCCUACCCUGCCAGCAGGUCAGGCAUUCCCGAUGCUGAAGCGAUUGCCGGAUACCCAAAGCAGACCAUCAGUAACCCACCUGAUAUGUCAGGCUGGAACCCGUUUGGAGAGGACAAUUUUUCCAAGUUGACAGAGGAGGAGCUGCUGGACAGAGAGUUUGACCUGCUGAGAUCAAACAGGCUGGUGGACAGGAGAGCAUCUUCAGAUAAGAAUGUGGAGCCACAUUCUGCUCCACAGAAAAGUCCUCCUGAAGAUCCCUUUGGUUCUGUUCCUUUCAUUUCUCACCCAGGUUCCCCUGGAAAACAAGCGGAUAACUCAGCCAGCAAUCAAGGAAAUAACGUAGGGACCCCAACCAAGGCUGGAAAACUGAGCCAUGCUUUUAGAGACCCCCGGCCAGGGAGGAAAACUGCAGAGGGCCAAGUGACAAAGGGUGGUGAUGAGUCAGAGAGUGAUUUUGAGUCUGAUCCUCCUUCUCCCAAGAGCAGUGAGGAAGAAGAAGAACAGGAGGAUGAAGAAGUCUUGCAAGGAGAGAAUGGAGACUUCAAUGAUGACAAUGACACAGAACCAGAGAAUUUGGGCCAUCGACCUCUCCUCAUGGACUCCGAGGAAGAGGUGGAGGAAGAAGAGGAAGAAAAGCAAAGUUCCGACUCCGAUUCUGAUCGUACCAAGCAAAAACCUGUGGACGGGCUCCUGAGCAGUAGGUUCAGAGACGGUGUGAGCAGCGGUGAAAUCAAAGAGUCCAGUUCACUGCAUCUGUCCUUGCCCGAGGCACCCAGCACUGUACCCAAGGAGAGCCCUGGCCAAGAAUUUGAUGUGUUUGGGGCAGUGCCCUUUUUCACUCUGCAGCCUCAGGCGAGAGAGAGGACGGACAAAGAUGUCUCUUCCCAGGUGGCUUUUCCCAGCCUGAACCAAGAGCAGGAUGAUUUUGAUGUUUUCACAAAAGCCCCCUUCAGCAAAAAGGUGUCUCAGCCAGAUGGGCAGGUGUCGGGCACCGAGCCUCUGCUCUCCCCCACCUCUCCACGGAGCGUCGAUAUUUUCGGCUGCACCCCAUUUCAGCCUUCCCUACUCCCCAAGACCGGUGGGAGCAAAGAGGACCUGUUUGGGCUGGUUCCUUUCGAAGAGAUCACGGGGAGUCAGCAGCAGAAGGUGAAGCAGCAGCGUAACCUGCAGAAACUUUCUUCCCGGCAGAGGCGCAUGAAGCAGGAGGUCUCCAAGACCAACGGGAAGCGGCACCACGGCACCCCGACCACCACCAAGAAGGGGUUGAAACCCAGCUACCGCACCCCCGAGAGAGCCCGCAGGCACAAGAAGGCAGGCCGCAGAGACUCCCAGAGCAGCAAUGAGUUCCUGACCAUCUCGGACUCCAAAGAGAACAUCAGCGUGGCGUUGACGGACAGCAAAGACCGCCCCAACCCUCUGCAGACGGACGAGAGUCUGCUGGAUCCUUUUGGAGCCAAACCCUUCCACCCCCCGGACCUGAUGCGGCACCCCCAGCACCAAGGGUUCGGUGAGGGCCGCGGGGAGCACGGCACGGUGGUGGUGGCUGGUAGGCCCAGGCAGAGCUCCUUGCACGGGGCCAUUCACGGCGGUGACGGGCUGAAAACCGAUGACUUUGGUGCGGUGCCCUUCACCGAACUGGUGGUGCAGAGGGCGCAGAGCCAGCAGCAGCAGGCGCUGGAGUUAGAUCCCUUUGGAGCUGCUCCGUUCCCUUCCAAACAGUAAAUGCUUCCAGCGGGUUCCCCCCCUCCACUGCUCCGAGUUACUCAAUAGGGGUUUUAAUUAGUGGCGUAAUUUAUCUGGUUGAAUUGAGAGGGACGUGGGUUGUACGGUUUGUUUGAGUUCCAGAAGGCAUGGCCAGCUUGAACGAUGAAAUUCAGAAUGAUGGCAGAUUCUUAGUGGUUUGGGGUUUUUUUGUUUGUUUUUUUUUUUUUGGAGAGAAACAGAAAAAGCAAACCAGGAGCAUCAUUGUGUUGUGAGAGAUGGCUCCCAGAACGAAGAGAGGAAUCAGGUGUGAAGGGGUGUCUGCCACUGACUUUGGGCCCUGGAACAUGCUGUCCUUCUGCACUUUUGCGUGGCCUUUUCACUCCUCCGGGGUGUGCUGGGAGGGAGGGAGGGAGGGAUGGGCAGAGCCCAUGAAAAAUGCUUUCCGUACGUACAGGUGGGCUCGUGCAACCACGGGGGUUCUUCGCGUCUCGGCCGCAGCAGACCCAAGAACCAAAAUGUACUAAUACCCAGAUCGAGCUACUGGAAAUCGCUGAGUCUUUGCUUCCUAGGUGAAAACUACCUUUAUUAAUCAUAAAAAUAAAGAAGCCAAGUCCUUAAGGGGCUGUGGCCCCGAAUCCCAGAGCACGGCCGUGGCUUGGCUCCUGGCAGACAUCUAUGCAGCUCCAGAAGUGAAAGGCGGAUGAUUUUUUUUGUGUGCCUCAAUGUUCAGUUUUUUAUUUUUUAUUUUUACAGUAAGUGCCAUUAAUGUAAAAUAGCAAACUGGAAGAUUAGAGUUACAGACAGAGAGAAUAUAAUGGUUUGUGAGAGGAGCAGUGAAGCAGCAGGGCCACAGCCGGUGCUGGCAGCACUUUGGAGAUGGCUCAGCCCGGGAUGGGAGGCUGGUGCACACCCGGAGAUCCGCUGGUGCAUGGGGAGCGUUUCACAGCACCUGACUGUGAGAUGCAGCCACCAGAGUUAUUUCAUGACAAAUUGGGAUUUGUGUCUGAAAAUACCAUAAUUUUUUUUUUCCCCUCUUGGAUUUUUAUUGCAAAGAAAACGUGUAUUCUUUCAAACCUGUUGGUUUUUAAACCAGUAAUAAUUUUAUGCAAUGAACCUAAUGUUCUUUGAAGUUCUGAUGAUUCUGUCGUUGUACUGAGUGUGUUUUGUAAGAAAGUUUUGCUAAAUGCACUGAGCUUUGCAGAAACUCCUCCGAGGGGGGCUGUGCUGGGAUCAGCAGGAGCGUCUCAAAUCACGGAGCCCCCCCAGGUGGGACCCCUCCUGCCCCACGGCACCUGGAGACACUGGCUGGGUGAGAGGGGGUGCCCAGUGCCUCAGGGCGACGGGGAGGUGAUGGGAAGAGGCUCCUUGAGGAGAAGAUCUCAUUACCACGUUGUGCCGUGCUGGUGGGAGGGCUCCUCCACUGCCCACAGUGUCUGCGGAGCCGGGGGGGCUCGGGAUGCUCCAGUUGCCUUCUCCGUGGCAAUCCCAAAGAGGAGGGGGAAGGAGGUAGUUCCUCUGCUUGUCUCAGCUUCAUACCCCUCCUCGGGGUGCUGAGGAGUCGAUAGUCGGGUGUUUAUAUAUGGAGAACAUGAGGGUUCCUGCUUGUGUCCCCCCCCCCUUUCACUGGAGGCAAAGAGAAAUAUUUAGGGUUGUGCUUCCCUUCCCUCCCAUCCCCUCCCAAAAUCAGGUUCCUGCUGGUUCUACAGUCGCCCUGAGAUGUGUGAGGGUGCGGGUGGCUCCCUUACAGUAGUUGUGGAAAACAACACAUGGAAACCGAGUCACUUGGCUCCUUUGGGGGUGGUUUGACAGAAGGCUCCCUGGGAUCCCUGUGAGAGCUGGGGCUGGAAGGCAGCUCACGGGGGUCUGUGUGCCUGCGGUACCUUCUCUCCCUUGGUUUCCUCUCUCCCGAGGUGGGAGUGGAGUAGCACAGCUGGAUAAGGACGCCUGCUUCAGGCUUGGAAGUUAAGCUCUUAGGAGGUGAUGAGUAGAAAUGUUUCAACUCUAUUUGCACAGGAGUCUCUUAGGCUUGGUGACUGCUGUUCUCACCCGGGGUUUUUGUGCCAAAGGCUGUCAGAAGCGCACGCCAAGUUUUGUAGCAUUUUCUGAUACUCAGGUUAACUGUCUCGUCUUUUUUUGUUGCUGUUGUUGUUGUUCUUUCUGUGCGCGUGCUCCCGAGCUGCCUGCCAUCUCCCUGCAGAGCCUUUGGAACAGAGGGGUACCACAAACGGGGCGGGUGGCUGGAAAUAAAAUUGGAAUAAAACCACAGAGAACAGACCUCUGGUCUCAGAGGCGGCUCGUCCUCACCUGAGCCACCGCUGCCGGGAGGGAAGGGCUGCGCUCGGCAGACUGAGGCUGGGCCUCCAUAUUCAGGUAGAUCAGGGUGUUUGGGGUUUGUCUGUUCCCCCCGGGCUGUGCUGGUGGGGCCGUGUUACAGGACAGGCAGGGUGAGGGGGGGGUGUGCACGGGAGCCCAGAGACCAGAGGAAAGCACAGUGUGACCCCGAGUGACGCUGGCAUCGUGCCUCUGGCUGCACGCGAGUUAUGGCCCAUGAGAUCUGCUUUCUAAUGGCCUUAAUAAACCUUGUUCUUCGUAUUCUAGUUCUGAAAAAGGGUUUUUGCAUAAACCUAACUUCUUGGUUUCUAGAGUUAAGGUUAUUUUAUCCUUUCUUGUGACUGAAAGAGAUCCGUAUGCCUCGCUACGUUGACUUUGCUUGGUACUUAUUGUUUCUACGCAAUUCAAGCCAAGUUUGGGUUUGAUGUCGGCUAAGAUCCACUGUUGAGCAGAGAUGAAAUGUGGUACUGUCAGGGAAGGUGAUGUCCUUUGGCCUUUAUUUGUGUGUGUGUGAGCCCAUGUGCGUGCCUCUCACGGAGUCUCUGGAGACCUUCCCCGAGACCCAGGACAGCCCUCGCUGUGCCGGACACGCGCUGUCCUGUGGGUGAGGCCAGGAGCUGGCACGUCCCUUCCACCCCACCAGCCCCGACUGUUACAGUUCUCCUUUCCCCCCCUGAAUGAGUGAACCACGGGCCUCUCAGACUCCACUGCUUGUGAGAGCGUGUGUCAGAAGGUGCUGAGAAGCCCUUGGUGGUUGUGGUGGUUGAGAGGACCAUGAGAUGGUGUUUCUCUGCAGACCCUCUAACGUGAGGAGGGGGCGGCUGCUUCCCCUGACCCCCGUGGGUACCAGCUUUGGAGGGAGUGACUUUGAAUCCUUCGGGGUGUCCCAGUCAGUAAAACCAAGUACUGUGAAAAUAUGUUGAUAUAUUUGCUACUGUGAGAAUAAGAGUUUAUCUGGAAAUUUUUUAUACUAUAGGGUGUAUUUUUAUAUAUGAAAGGUAUAUAUAAAACAUACACAUGCUCGCACACAUCACGUCUCUCUCGGAGUUGCUGUGUUCUGGGUGACAGAGCAGCCACCAACACUGUCGUGUGAUUUGAGGGAGCAAAUAUGAGUGAAAAGCUGCAAAAGAAUAAAAAAUGCCAAGGGUGGCUGCUGUGUUAGUUUUCCGUAGCGCUUGUUCUGAAAGGAGAAUCAAGGAAACUGGGUGUUUAGCAAAAUUUGUGACUGAGGCAUCACCUGAUAUUAAAGAGCAUAAGAACUAUUUUAAAAUUGCUGGCAUUCAGCUUUUAAGUGCACUUUCCUGAACUACACUUCCAUUUCUUGUUAGACUUCAAGUUUCUAAAGCUUUUUUGUGUACCACUAAACAGAGAACUUUUAACUUUUUUUGUGAAACUGAUGUAUGUCAUGAAAUACUUGCAGUUGUUUAAAUAAACAAAGGUGAUAACAGUGA
Molecule: messenger RNA, 6955 nt
Organism: Calidris pugnax (ruff)
Lineage: Eukaryota; Metazoa; Chordata; Aves; Charadriiformes; Scolopacidae
Gene: BMP2K
Product: BMP2 inducible kinase
Exons: 15
Coding region: 60-3191 (1043 amino acids)
Biological process (GO): protein phosphorylation
Molecular function (GO): ATP binding; protein kinase activity
Source: RefSeq, a predicted model, not a curated record